AUGCAAGAUAAUGCUGAUUUUGUCACAAUAAGUACAUGUUACCUGAACAAAACAGCUCAAAAGUUCAGAUACAAUCGAAAAUCGACAUUUAACGAAGUUUAUCAGCAAAUUAUUCAAUAUUUAAAGUUGCCAUCUGAUGAAAAAUACAAAAUUUUCGUAACAGAUAAUGCACAAAUGAAUCAAUUGUUCGAACCAAACAUGAAAUUAGCUGAUUUUCAGAUAAAUUCCGAUACAACGUUUAUCAUAUCUCCAAUUAAUUACCAAUUUCCUCAAAAUCCACAAAAUAUGAACAAAUUACAGACAAACAAUACGUUUCUUUCGAAUAAUCCAUACUCUAUGAACAAUAAUCUAAAUUCAACAAACAAUACAAUCAGCGUUCCAGUUAAUUUCCCUUCAAAUAUUACUCCCAUGGACUUUGAUCCAUACAUGUUCGAUAUUAAUUCAAAAAUUGUCGACUAUAACACAAAUUUUGGAUUUCCAACCGGCCCUGACAAUAACAUUUCACGUUUUGAUAUUAACCAAUCAGGAAAUGACUCUAUUUUGUUUAAUGUUUACGAUGGAUACGAAUCAAAAGAUCCAAUUGUAAUAAAAUUGCUUCCAACGUUUAGUUUCGAUGAAACUCUUACGGUUUUACUAACAACUAUGAGUACAGAUAGAAUCGGCAGAUACAUAUUACUUCUAGAAUACAAUAAUGGUAAAAUUCAAUUUUUUUAA
Molecule: messenger RNA, 714 nt
Organism: Trichomonas vaginalis G3
Lineage: Eukaryota; Parabasalia; Trichomonadida; Trichomonadidae
Exons: 1
Coding region: 1-714 (237 amino acids)
Source: RefSeq, a predicted model, not a curated record